UUAUUAGUUCUAUAAACAAAUCCAUUGUAUGAAACUGUCAUGGUUGGUAACUGUAGGGAUAUAGGUGGAAACUCGGACAUAUUCCGAGCGGUGAAUCAAAACAAGGAUGAAAUGGUCCGAGUCGUUUAACCGGACAGAAGGAAUCGAUCCGGUGAAGCGAGUCGGAGGCGCGUCGUUGGCUGCAGUCGCGUGCUGUCGUCACCCAGUGAUGUUCAGCUUCACCCGGCGCCUUCAUGUCUCCGAGGAUCCCUUCAGCUUUUCGUCUCGGAGCACCUGACAGGAACAAUAAUCGAAUAUUGAUGAUCCAUUUGAAUGACUAACGUUAACAGACGUAAGAAUUAACACGAUGUGAUUCUCUCCUACUGAAAAGACAUUAUGAUAUUAUAGCUGUAGGGACUGUACAUUUGAUUUGGUCUCACUUCACUUUCACACACUCACACUCACAAUUCUCCAGAAUUGGGGUGGAUUUGAUUGAAAGUUUAUUUGGCUGCAACUGGGUCAAAUAAAUAAUUGACAAACUGACUAAUCUCUCUCUCACACACACACACACACACACACACACACAAAGAUCCAUCUGAUUUGGAAUUUUUUGUCAACUCGUCUUGUCUGUCCCGUGUCUGUCUGGAGAGACUUCUCCGCCUUCCCAUCGCUCUCCCUCCUCCCUCCUUCUUUUCCUGAGCCGUUGCAUCCCACACAUUCGUGCCGCAACUCCAUCCAGCACCCGCACAUUCCUUUCCUUGAAAAUAAAGGAUUUUUUUUAAGCCAAAAAAAAAAAAAGAAAGAAAGAAAAAAAAAGGAAAGAAAGGGACAGGGAACGCAACACGAGGCAAGCAAUGCAAUCUUUUGAUCAUGCCUCAUUGCGCGUGAGAGCGAAGCAGGAUGAAUUUGAUUUGCCCCGGGCUCUUGGCGUACUUCUUCAGCUUCGGAUUGUACCAGGUGAUGCUCCAGUGCAUGAUCGUGCCGGUCCACUCGCACCCGCAGCCGUGCCGCGUGCUCGCCCAGGUCGGUCACACCGUGCGCCUCGGCGUGCUCCUGCCUUCCCGGCGGCCCAUGCGCGUGCGAGCCGCGCUGGACCGUGCGCUCAGCGCCAUGGCCGAGAGCGGAAGCCAAAUCCUGCCCUACAACCUGAGUCUGGACGUGGUAGCGCGCGAGCCGGCCGGCGGUGACCCCGAGUCGCUCUUCCGGUGCUUGUGCCAGUCCAUAGUGGUGCAGGGGGUCUCAGCGGUGCUCGCUUUCCCCCAGAGCCAAGACGAACUCGUGCAGGUGGAAUUUAUGUCGUCGUUUUUGGAAAUCCCCUUCGUGAGCAUACUCGAGCACGGAGAGGCGCUCAGAACGGAGAACCGAUUUCACCUGCAGAUGAUGACUCGAAUCCCUGCGUCAGACCUGGUGGAGCUUCUGUUGACGGUGUUGCAGAGGAGUGGCUGGCAUGAGGGUAUAGCUGUACUCUGCCAGGGUUGGGAUGAAGUUGGCCUUCUCGACCUCCUGAAGCUGCAUGGUAACACGGCCAAGGGCAUCUCUCGUUGGAACCUCCGCGCUGCCCUUAAUCUCUCGGGUAGUUCAUUAGACCAAAAAGGCAUAUCGGAUUUCCUGGAGCAGCACUUCAGCCAGGACCAGCAUCCUCCAGCCUCGGUGCUACUUCUCGGGUCCGAUCCACAAUGCGCCUCCGCUGUACUUCGCAGUGCCGUUGACCUGGGACUUACAUUUCCUACUAUACACUGGAUUAUGGGAUAUCCAUUAAGCCCGGACGCCUUGCAUUCCAUUGGCUUACCACUGGGGCUUCUGGCCUAUGGCGAGGUUGACCGCAAGCCUCUGGACUUCUACAUUCAUGACACUUUGCAGCUAGUCAGUCAAGCAGUCGCUGCUGCAACACUCGUGCGGCCAGAUCUUGCGCUCAUCCAAAACAUGGUGAAUUGUUUUGAUAAACCCAAUAAACAUGAACUACCUUCAUCUGGACAGUACAUUGCCAGGUUUCUCUCAAACACAUCCUUCAUGGGGCUGACCGGAGCAGUCAGUGUACAACGGAACAUGUCACGCGUGCUUACAUCUCAGCGCGUGCACAUCUGGAGGCUUCGGCGCAACGCUGUGGGCCAGCCCACCUGGGUGACCGUGGGCAGCUGGGAGGGCACGCAGCUGGAUGUUGAGGAGCGAAGUCUGUGGCAGAGCUCAACCCCACGCCAACGCACCGAGGCACAAAAAGGUCACGAGGGCAGCCGCUGGAGGCCCGGCUUCCCUGUCACAGGGAGCCGCGUGCGCGUAGUCACCCUAGUCGAGCAUCCGUUUGUGUUCACCAGGGAGGUGGACGAGGAUGGCAACUGCCCAGCCGGACAGUACUGCCUGGAUGCAGGUACCAACAGUUCGGACAUGUUGGAUCGUUUUUUUGCCACGCGAGCACAAGGGAAUAAAACGUUUCUCCCGGCGGAUUACAGCAAGUGCUGCUAUGGUUACUGCAUUGACCUGCUAGAAAAGCUGGCCGAGGACCUGAACUUUGAGUUUGACCUUUACAUCGUGGGAGACGGGAAAUAUGGAGCGUGGAAAGGCGGCCAGUGGACAGGGCUGGUCGGAGACCUUCUUAGCGGCAUAGCUGAUAUGGCCGUCACCAGCUUCAGCAUCAACUCGGCACGCAGCAAAGUAAUUGACUUCACCAGCCCUUUCUUCUCCACCAGCUUAGGCAUCCUAGUGCGCAGCAAGGACACGGCAGCACCCAUUGGAGCUUUCAUGUGGCCACUGCACUGGUCCAUGUGGGUGGGCAUCUUCGUAGCACUUCACUUGACGGCACUCUUCCUUACCCUCUAUGAGUGGAAAAGCCCGUUUGGCAUGACUCCACAUGGGCGUAACCGCAUGAAGGUGUUCUCCUACUCCUCGGCCCUUAACCUGUGCUACGCCAUCCUGUUCGGUCGCACGGUAUCGAGUAAGACACCCAAGUGUUGGACAGGACGAUUCCUCAUGAACCUGUGGGCCAUCUUUUGCUUGUUAGUCUUGUCCAGUUACACAGCCAACCUUGCCGCAGUCAUGGUUGGAGAAAAGACCUUCGAAGAGCUUUCGGGUAUUCAUGAUGCCAAACUCCAGCACUCUUCCCAUGGGUUCCGCUUUGGCACUGUACGUGAAAGCAGCGCUGAGGACUACAUGAAGAAAAGCUUCCCCGAAAUGCACGAAUAUAUGAGGAGAUUCAACGAGCCGACCACUCCGGACGGUGUCGCUACCCUCAAGACAGAUCCCCCUAAGCUUGAUGCUUUCAUCAUGGACAAAGCUCUGCUGGACUACGAAGUAUCCAUCGAUGCCGACUGUAAGCUGUUGACUGUCGGCAAACCCUUCGCUAUCGAAGGUUAUGGGAUCGGACUGCCCCAGAACUCGCCUCUCACGUCUAACAUUUCAGAAUUCAUCAGCCGCUACAAAUCCGACGGCUACAUGGACAUGCUGCACGACAAGUGGUACAAAGUGGUACCCUGUGGAAAGAGAGUCUUCGCCAUGACGGAGACGCUGCAGAUGGGUAUCCAGCAUUUCUCAGGGUUGUUCGUGUUGCUGUGUGUGGGAGUGACUGGGGCGUUACUCACUCUCGCGGGUGAACACGCCUUCUACCGUCUGGUCCUGCCUCACAUCCGCCGUCGGCAGAAAUUCAAGUACUGGCUCCAUACCAGCCAGAAAAUUCACCGAGCGCUGAAUAUGACUUACGAGGACGUAAAACGACAGAGAGCCAAUUCAGAGAAAAGCUGUAAUAUUCAGAAGUCCCAGCCGGUACAACCUCCACCACCUCCGCCGCCCGGAUCUUUCGCCAAGUGGAACAACGAGAGCAGCCGGGCAGCCAAAGAGCUCAAGGACAACAAGAGGGUUCACUUUAACCUGGAGACGCUGAACACACGCCGCCUCCUCGCCCGUGUAAUCGCAGAGGGUGGUCAGGGUGCUUCGGGAUCUGCGUCUGGAGCCGGAGCCGGAUCCGUUCCCGGUGGAAGUCAGGUAUCGAGAGCGUGUGAAAACGGUGGGCCGGCGCCUCUACAGCAACUCCCAUCCUCUCCACCUCACUCGACAGACCCUCCCAAGGACGGAGAGCUGGAGCAGCUGCAGGAGAAGAUCGAGGAGAUCCGUGGUCAGCUGAGGGACGCUCUGGCCCGCCGGGCUCAACUUCAGACUGCUCUCGCCAAAGAGCGCGCUGCUGCUGUGAUUCCGCUGAGCCAGGAAGGACCACCCACAGUCACAGCCACAAUUUGCCGCUCCCUCGUCAAAGAUCUGGAAGGAAAAAGGUGAUGCCGUCGCUUUCGGCGCAGCACAGGAGGGAACACCGCGACGGACAACCGAAGGUUUUCGAUAUCGAUCCAAAGGCUUCCACUGAUGCCAAGAAUCUGCUGCAGUCCUCAUGCUACAGCAUCAUCAGGCUCUGGGGCACUGUCAGGCUUAUGAGAACAGCAAGGGAACACGGAUUUGCCCGUUUUUCUAAAGCCAUUCAGAACUCCAGCACCCGAUGAGAAACGAAUACCCAAGAGAGAAAUGUAGGCCUAGAGACAUCCAAAGCUCUCUGGAUAUCAGGCAGGACACAUCAGCAUGGCUAUGUCAUGUUUCCUCUUGUGUAGAGAUUAUGCACAGGAUUUCUACAUGCUCUUCUCUGCGGAUGUGUUUUUGGGGUUUAUGGGAGAACUGGCUUGGGGAUUUGAAACAUGACCUAAAAUCUGACAAUAGUUAAGAAGAAGAAAAAAAAAAAAACACUUGGUGGGUUUUAAAUGUUUUCUUCAAUGAUGCAGUAUUUGAUCUGAAAUUAUAGUAUUGUUAACUGGGCCUGGAUGUUUUUCACAAAUAAAGUCUAAUAUAAGAAUGGCUAAUGACCGUUUGUUAUUAUGAAUUCUUCGGGGUGAACGCGGUCGUGACUCGAUAUUAUCGCAGGAGGUCAGAAAACCGGACGGGAUCUCUAUAGGAUGCUUUUUUUAAACCUGUUCAAAUUUAAACUCGUCCACAAUCACGGGCAGCGUUCUGGUUUCGAGCGUUACGUCAGAGGUCACCAUGUGACCCUGUUGACCGUUUUCCUCUCAAUCACAACCAUUAUGUCAGCGAUUCGAAACCUGAAGGUAAGAACUCCUAGACUGUCUUCAUUUAAACAGCGUUCAAUGUGUUUUAAGAACUAUAAAGCUACACCUGCCUGACCAGGCAAGCGAUACAACUUACUUUCAUUUGAAAAAAUAUAUAUUUUUAUCAUAAAUUAAAUCCUAAAAUCCUACAAUAUUUUCCUCAAAGUGAAGCCGCAGGGGUCCAUGAAGCAAAGCCUGGGGAACUUCUCAUUUGGUUACAAUGGUGGAAAUGACAGGAAGUAAAAAAUUUUUGGUUCGUUUGUUUUAAAUCUCCGUCACCGAUAAAUAACCAAAAUAUUUUAAUCUACACGUUUAAAUAAUGUGGCCACUUUCUUUUUAAUGUCAAAUAAUUCUGUACCGAGGAGGUCUGUGACUGUAAAACGUUUGAACUCUAGCCAGUAAGUUGCUCCUAAAUCAUCAUCAUCAUCAUCAUCAUCACAAGCAUUAUUGUCAGACUUGGAAAAUAUAUGUCUGUACGUACAUCUUCAGAAAGAAAAAACCAAAAAUCAUUACGAUUUUU
Molecule: messenger RNA, 5571 nt
Organism: Ictalurus punctatus (channel catfish)
Lineage: Eukaryota; Metazoa; Chordata; Actinopteri; Siluriformes; Ictaluridae
Gene: grin3bb
Product: glutamate receptor, ionotropic, N-methyl-D-aspartate 3Bb
Exons: 9
Coding region: 880-4239 (1119 amino acids)
Biological process (GO): modulation of chemical synaptic transmission; synaptic transmission, glutamatergic; ionotropic glutamate receptor signaling pathway
Cellular component (GO): plasma membrane; postsynaptic membrane
Molecular function (GO): NMDA glutamate receptor activity; transmitter-gated monoatomic ion channel activity involved in regulation of postsynaptic membrane potential
Source: RefSeq, a predicted model, not a curated record